AUGGGACGACCUUGGCGCAUCCAUGACCGUCAAGAUGGACUUGAGAUCGUAGGAGUAACGUCUGUUUCAUUGUCAAGCUUACCACCCCCGAAGAAGCCAGUUGGUUCACAUUACGCCCUUCCACAACUGAGGACUUCGUCUCGAAUACUGUUCUUAGUCAGAAUUGAUCUCGGUGACCAAGUAAUAUUCGAGCUCCUCUCACUAGAAUAUGAAGCACAGUUAAGCGUAUACCAAUUGUUGGCCCGAGCCUAUGCAAUUCGUGCUGAACCUAUGAGGAGGGGUUUAUUGGGUACAUCUACACAGAUAUGCAACUUUUCUGCUAAAGGAUCUUUUGCGAUGCUGCGACUAUCGUAUCGAAAGCUAUGCGCACGAAUUAAUGGAGGUGGAAAAAUGACGUCUUUAUCCCAAAUUAGUAGUUUUCAUUCUAGUCAGACUUCUUUGUCACCAAGAAGCUUCUUUGGCGUGGAGGAUUUUCUCGAUGAUGACAAUAGCCGACCCUACACUUACCAAAAGGAGAAAAAAUCCAAGACUCCAAACAAGCACGUUUCUUUCAAGCAGCGAACUGUAGCCUACAUGGAGCCGUUCACGCUCGAUGUUUUCAUCUCAAAACGAUUUGUGUCAGCCUCAAUAACCCACCGGGUGACCUGCAAGCAGGUUGCUGUUGCCGGUACCAACUCAAAAGAUAUUAAGGCUGCACUCAAAUCCCGUUCGGAUAUACCCGCUUGUUUGGCCGUGGGGCGGAUUCUUUCAGAUAGGGCCCGGGAAGCUGAUGUGUACACGGCUUCUUAUACUCCGAGGGAAAGGGAUAAGUUUGAAGGGAAAAUUAGGGCGGUUGUUCAGUCACUCAUCGACAAUGGUAUCGAUGUCAAGAUAUAUCUUGAUUGA
Molecule: messenger RNA, 885 nt
Organism: Striga hermonthica
Lineage: Eukaryota; Viridiplantae; Streptophyta; Magnoliopsida; Lamiales; Orobanchaceae
Source: the annotation of a GenBank genome assembly